Messenger RNA from Sclerotinia trifoliorum, 2030 nucleotides. The record is from the annotation of a GenBank genome assembly. Lineage: Eukaryota; Fungi; Ascomycota; Leotiomycetes; Helotiales; Sclerotiniaceae.
ACGCACAGCACAGCACCGCACAGCGCAGAAACACCCCAACUAAAAUUCGACAACCUUGGAAAAAGUUUCCGCAAAAUCCGAUCAUCAAUAAUCAACGAUUCGCAAGCAAGUGAAAAAGAAUCGUUGACAUUUAAAAAGGAUUAUGGUUGUUGGAUCCCUUCUCCGCCUCUGACGUUUUUUUCCCACUUAUCAAUCGACCUCAAGGUAUAUGUAAACUUUUUGGCAACCACAUUUCCACAUCCCAUCAUUGCCAAAAGAUAUUCUCUCAGCCUCAUCCCAUUGUUUUUGGGAUAAAUAAAAUCACGAAAAAGCGAAUCCAUAGUGUCAUUUCGUUUUCCUUAUGUACUUCAAGAGCUCUGCAUCUUGGAAGCGGUGACAGGGCUAAUUCAAUAUUAACCCGAGUAAGCCUCACUGCACUGUGCAUACGUCGUGUGGCAUAUGCAGCUUCUCAUAGUAGUGUGAGCUUUGUCCAAAAAUAAUAUACACCGGCUUACUUUCCACUUCCUCCUAAGGUCACAAAUUUUGUAUUUCGUCCGUUUUUUUUUUUCCUUAUUCUUCAUGGCUACCGCUUCCGUCAAAAGAAGCUCAAGUACGGACAGUAAAAGGUCACACUCGGGGCACCGCUAUGAAAAAGUUGCAGCCAAACUCCGAGAUCCUCGUUUGCAGCGAGAACGAUGUAGUCCGGGUGCUUCACAACUUCGACCUCCUACCCGACCCAUUUUGCAGUACCAUCAACGAACACCCAGUGCAAUGAAAACACCAAUCCCAUGUUUUACACCUCCGGCGCCGCCUCUCGAUAUUUACGUCGCUCCGACCAUGGAAAGGACGCUUUCUGGACACUCGAUCGUCUCUGAUCACAAUAUUUCAAUACCUACUCCUGCUCUACACGACCAUACAAUAUUGAGUGACGAUCAAGCCGCCAAUCUCAUCGAACAUCACUUUCGAUAUGAUCCACCUACAAAUCAUUAUUACUUGGAGGUCGAACUCCAAAAUCUUCUCCUCAAAGCUCAUUUAUCCGAUCGUGCAAUAGACCGUAUCAUCUACCUAGUCGAUACAAUUUUUUUCCACAAUUCACUUCACAACCGCGUCCGUCUCUCCUGGUCCUCCCCCGAACAACCUCGCUACUCAUCUGAACUCAUCGGCACCACGGCUCUACGUCUAGCUUCUUUUGGUGGCUUCGAAACCCUAAUUGUUUUAUCUGAACCCAUUUUACGAGACCCUAAAUACGAUAGGAGAUUACUGUUAAGUGCUUUAUUGCAUGAAUUGGUUCAUUGUUAUUUAUUUGUGAGGUGUGGCUGGGGAGCUAAACAGAUGGGUGGUCACACGGACGGAUUUCAUCGCGUUGUAGGAGUUAUCGAUGCAUGGGUUGAGAGGUGGAUCGGGAGGGAUUGGCUGAGAUUGUGUAGUAUGAGGGCGAAUUUGGAAUUUUUUAGAGUGCACACGGAGAUUUGCGUACCGCUAAGCCGGGGAGUAGUCGAGGAGCGGAGGACGAGCGGAUGGGGAGAGAAUGGGGGUGGGGAGGUGAGAGAGAGGGAGAGGUCGUGGGGAAUACAUCAUCAUGGACAUCAUCGCCAUUCGGGAUGUGGACAGAGUCCUGGACCGGGAACGGAACGCAGCUUGAGGUUUUCUCGUGAUUUUAUCCCAUACGUUGGUGAUGACGAGGGAUUUCGAUAACGCAUCUCAUCUUUGUGCGUGUUUGGGAAGAUGGGAAUAUGGUGGUUCUCCGGUCUAUGUUUUUUCUUUCUAGAUUAUCUUUUUCCACGACUCGGAUCUUCUUCCUUUCUUCCUUUCUUUGUUUUCUCAUCAUCCUCUCUACGGAUCACGAUUGAUUUUAGCGCGGCGAAAGGAUUCGGCAGGCAUAUUUUGAAAUUAUCAAUUAUUAGUAUUAGCAUUGAUGGGUGGGUGCAUUUAGAGGCGUUGGAUUGGAAUUUUUAUAUUAUUGGGCGGAACGGAAUGGGGUUUUUCCUUUUAAAGCAUGGGCGGGAUGGGACGUCUUGGUCGGUUGGUGGGUUGGUUAUGAUAUUGAUGUU